This is a messenger RNA of Paramisgurnus dabryanus, 3341 nucleotides long. It is a transcript of the gene erlin1, whose product is annotated as ER lipid raft associated 1. Gene Ontology annotation, cellular component: endoplasmic reticulum; endoplasmic reticulum membrane. Lineage: Eukaryota; Metazoa; Chordata; Actinopteri; Cypriniformes; Cobitidae. Gene Ontology annotation, molecular function: cholesterol binding; ubiquitin protein ligase binding. The record is from RefSeq and is a predicted model, not a curated record. Gene Ontology annotation, biological process: SREBP signaling pathway.
UCAAGCAGAAUAAAAAUUACUAUGGUAGUCAAUGAUGACUUUUAUUUUGAAAGCACGUCUGUGACAGAUUUUGAAAGGGAAAUGAUCAGUACAAAGCGUUGCAGACAGGAACCUUCAACCUACAAUGUUGGGAACUGCUUCGUGAGUAAUAAAGUGAAUGCUGGAUGAGGGAUAAUGGCACAUGUUGGAGCAGUAGUUGCAGCAAUGGCUGGUUUGAUGGCCAUUCUGCUCCAUUCUUCCAUACACAAGAUUGAGGAGGGGCAUUUAGCAGUUUAUUACAGAGGAGGAGCCUUGCUGACCAGUCCUAAUGGCCCAGGUUACCAUAUAAUGCUGCCUUUCAUCACUUCAUACAGAUCAGUCCAGACAACCCUGCAAACAGAUGAAAUUAAAAAUGUGCCUUGUGGAACCAGUGGGGGUGUCAUGAUCUAUUUUGACAGAAUUGAAGUGGUAAACAUGCUGGUUCCAUCAGCAGUGGUUGACAUAGUGAAGAACUACACUGCAGAUUAUGACAAGACCCUCAUCUUCAACAAAAUUCACCAUGAGCUGAAUCAGUUCUGCAGCGUACACACACUACAGGAAGUCUACAUAGAGCUGUUUGACAUAAUUGAUGAGAACUUAAAGACUGCUUUGCAGAAGGACUUAAUUGCAAUGGCUCCCGGACUCACUAUUCAGGCUGUGCGAGUCACCAAGCCCAAAAUUCCUGAGGCGAUUAGAAGAAACUAUGAGCUAAUGGAAGCAGAGAAGACCAGGCUGCUCAUCACUGCUCAAACACAGAAAGUUGUUGAAAAGGAAGCUGAAACUGAGAGAAAGAAGGCUAUCAUAGAGGCUGAGAAAAUGGCUCAGGUUGCUCAAAUUCACUUUCAACAAAAAGUGAUGGAGAAGGAAACUGAGAAAAAGAUCUCCGAAAUAGAAGAUGCUGCUUUUCUGGCGAGGGAGAAAGCGAGAGCAGAUGCUGAGUAUUACACUGCUGGAAAAUUUGCUGAAGCCAACAGGAUAAAGCUGACACCAGAGUAUCUGGAACUGAUGAAAUACCAGGCCAUAGCAGCAAACAGCAAGAUCUACUUCGGUCAGGACAUCCCGAACAUGUUUGUGGACACCAGCGCCACCCGGACAUUUACAAGCCAGGAUACAGCAGAUUCAAUAGAGCAGCUGGAGUCCCUGAGUAUAAAAGAGGGUCUUAAGAAAGCGUCCAAGCCCAAAACGGCAGCUGAAGGCCACUGAGGGGGAGAGCUGCACCCCUCUCCCACCCCUGCCUUCUUCUUUCUCUCUUUCUCUUUGUGGGGCAUGAGUGCUUGUGUGGCAUGCUGACAUGGAUAUUUUUCACUCUUAUACAGCAGUGGGGUUGGGUGCUUGGCUAGCUGUGCUGUGAGUCAGUAAGCUGAAUACACAGAGUCAGAGGCUGUGAUUUAACAGCAGACUGAAACAAUUUGUCUUAAGACGAGGCUAAAUUUUUCCAGAAUUGUCUCAACUGUACUGUGCUACUGAUUUAGGCCAUAUUGAAUCAUUGCAAUCCAUAUCUUUAUACCCUCCAAAGGCUCGCAUAAGCAUGCUAUUUUCUUUUUCCUCAACUGUUGGUCUUAACUUUUGCUUAGCCUUUUUCAAAUCCAUGUUAAAUAAUUGUUUGAUGCAGGCUGAUGCAUCUGUGUGAAAUAUGUGAACAUUUAGAAAUGUAUGUGUCGUCUUUUAUGUUACUGGAAUUGUAAGGCACCACACUAAUUCAAAGGGCGAUGGGUUACGCAGAUACAAACAGAUGAGAUUUGUUUUGUACUGUAGCUCAAGUUUGUCAUCUCCUUUCUUUAAUGUGUUGUUAUAGAGAGUUGCAGAAUAAAGUCCUUAUUUCUGCGUUCCCUAACAAAGUAAAAUCUUAAAUAAGUUCACCUGGUGCCUGGUGGCUUAAAAGCAGAAAUAGGUGUAAUUGUUAGUUUAAACAUUAAAUUUUGGUUAAUCUUUAACACAAAUCUCUUCAAAUUGAUACCUGAUUACUCCUAAGCUAAUUUAGUUUCAUGUAAUUUUGGAAAUGGUGGGUUCAGUAUUGCUUUUUGUAGAGAUUUAGUUUGUGGGUGCCCUGUGAACGUUGAUUUAAAUUGUUGAUUCAUAGGAAGUUUCACAAACUGAGCAUGGGUGUAGGGCUUUCAUGAAAGGGUUAAAAGUGAAGUUUGAGAACCAGGGCUUGUGGCUUUGAAAGGCUAUGAUAUGGACUAACAGACGUUGGAUAAAUUGUGGUCUGAUUGAAAAUGCCUUCAUAACCUCUUCCUUGUUUUGUCAUUACUGGAAAGAAUUUCAAAGGGAAUCUAAUUAAAAUAAGGGCUGUUGAGUUAUAAGACACUAAUUAAGAAAUUGACCAUUAUGAUGGCCUGAUGCAUUAAGAAUAUUGAUUUAAACAGUUUUCAUACAUUAACAGUAAAACAUACUGGAUGUGGUUUUUAGCCAGGUGUUUGUUAUGUAGACCACUACACUGUCAAUAAAAAGGUCCCUAGCUCAUGGAGUGGUACCCUUUCAAAAAAGUAUACCAUUGCACCUUAAGAAUUCAUAUUGGUGUGUCAAAUGUAUAUAUAUCUGUACCUAAAUGGUACGUAUAAGGACCUGUUUGAAGGCUACUACCCCAUUGACAGCUUGGGACCAUUUUUUGACCAUUUUUUCUGAUAGUGUAGCCUCAGAAGUUUUAAUAUGUCACCACUAGGGGAGGCAAGUGAUCUUCAGGAAUAAAAAUACUAAAAAGCUAAAUGAGAUGCAUGCACAAAACAUAAUUAAUCUUCCUUAAGUAAGACAUGCCUAAUUUGCUUUAUAUCAAACCAUUUGCAAGGUUAAAAUGAUUUGUUUACUAGAGCCCUCUCUCAGGAAAAAGAGACCGGAAUGUUAACUUGAAUUACCUGCUUUUUUUGAUACCCAACAGUAAGCCUAUGACACUUCACAGAUAUCUAUGUCAGAUGUGCAGUAAUGUUAUUUCUGUGUGAAUCUGUCAUACAGCAUUUAGUUUGUACAUGCAUACAUGUCCAUAGCAGUUAGUCAAGGUUUCUGCCAUAACCAUGUUACAUUGGUUUCCUUUUUUCCCUUCCCACAUUGCUUUCCUUCAGGUUGUAUGUUUAUUUUUGUCUCAAAAGCUUAAAAGAAAAUCUUAAAGCCUAAUACAGAUGUUGCUGUUUGUAUGAUCUCUGUGGUUCUUGUGGUCGAUGACGAGCGGAUAAAACUUGACUGCCCUGGAAUAAACCCACUCUGUGAAUGUCACUUUUUUAUGUCGGCAUAAUUUAAGCUCUUAAUUUUAAAACAUUUAUAUGCAAAAUUUUUAAAGUUUUGACACUGUUCAAUUCUGUGAAAUAAAACCUAUUUUGAUACAAUGGAAA